ACAUAUUCUCAAUUUCUUAAAACAGCACAGCCAAUGACACCAUUUCCAGCUAUUCAGGGAUGUUCCGCAACCACGGAUCACGGCAACUGUAUCUUAACUGUAGAUUCAACAGAAGAAAUAACAUGCAAUGCAAAUAGAUAUUAUCCAGACAUCGAUCUGUACUUCCAGCUGGGAUCAGAGAACGUCGCAAUCCCCGUCACACAUAUCUGGAACAAUACCGACGGUACGAGAAACAAAAGUGUGACAAUCGUCGGACAUAUAAGUAAUGAAGUUUAUAUCUGCGUCGCUACUGAGAUUCCUGGAGUGAAUGGUAACAGAUCAACAUCAGUCCGAUUGAUUGGACAAAAUGCAUCACUUAAUCCAGCGGCAUUCAUUGUCCCUAUUGUCUUGACCCUUUUUAUUACAACAGGAAUGCUCACAAUGACUGUCUUCUAUAGGCGCCGUAAAACUCCCAACGUAAAAGAUCUUGUUUCUUAUGUGGAACUGUGGAAGCUUGUCGAACUUGCAUUCAUGUAUAAAGAAACUGACCAACUAGACAAGGUUGUAACAGCUCUGUGCAAUAAUGAACGAGAAAGUCUAGGGGUAGUCAAGGAUGCACAUUAUUACUACACCCAUCUCUGUACAUGGAAAGAAACAACUACGAAGAAACGGCAGAGAAAAGUAUUAAAAGAAAAACUCCACAGCAAGAACGCAGAGAAGACUUUGUGGGGUUUACGAGAUUAUCGAAAAAUGAAGUCGGCAGUAAUUGAAUGGUUUGACUUAAAACACGUAUUGAAUGAAAUCGGUGAACGUGAGAAAAUCACUAAGUUCCUCGAAUCCCUUGGGAUAGAUCAUUCAAACAUAAGAGGAACGGCAGAAACAUCACCGAAGACAUUUAUUCAACAGGCAGUGGGUUUACUACAGGCAUGGAACACCGACUUUCACAGCAUCAAUCCUGUCAUCAUCUUGAGUUCUAUAUUGGAGAAAUUGAAUCAUGAUUCUGCGAAUAAAUUUUUCAUUGUACCUCGUGACAAGAAACAAGUUUUAGAAGACAGCGAGAGGACAAAAUAUAGCAGAGAUUUCUCAAAAAAGCAUGUUGACAUGCUUUCCACCAUUAUAAAAAAUGUCAGAGGUGAUAACAAGCCACUACACAACAUGAAAGUCUUAAGAGACAACCCUGAAGUCCUUUUUAACACCGAGAUAAUGCUUCGUGAUUGGUGGAAUAAACAGCAGUACAGCUAUUACAGAAGGAGAUGUAUACUAGAUGGUGCAGUCACCGUACAUAGUGUACAAACAAAUGCGACGGAAGAUAUUAAACUUAAAAUCUCCGAAGCAUGCCUAGUAACUGAUCAGUGGCCAUCCAACGACGAAUUGAAGCUCAUUGCUGAUCACAUUGAUAACAAAUAUACCAAACAUAUUCGGGAACGUCUUGAACUGACCAAUCUAUCUCAGAAUUCAAAUAGAAACGAUGUAUUUGACGCUUUAUGCGCUUGGAGACAAUCAAUGAAAGAGGACUUUCCGACGAUGUAUAGGAUGCUGCUAUCUGCUCUAAAGGACACGAAUGUUUCUGGCUUACUUUCACCCCUGAAGAUGGAUGACAUUCAAAGGGCUGAGUACGUAGAGAUAGCAUUCAAUCUACUCAUGACUGAUAUCCUUCCAGUAGUCAGCCAUCUUGGAAUCAAUGAAACGAAGUUGUCGUCAUACAGACCAGCAUUCGAGCCGUCUCAUCUCCAGGAAGGGACAAUUGGGCUCGUUUCAACCUUAAUAACGUUUUUGGAUAAGAAUAAACAGAGAGAGGACUUGUGCAGAAAGCUCAAAGAGGGGGGAUUCCCUUCCAGCAUUCAACUGAAUAUAAUUGCCCAUCAAAUGUCUUACGGAGAACUUUCGGCAAUGUUCACAUCACCGACAAGAUGUAAGACGAGUGCUGAUGAAAAGACAGAAGCCACACAACAUGAACCUCAAGAAGGAGAUUCCUUGCUGGCUCAAGAAGAAAUCCAAGCCCCUGACACGACCACUACACCUGUGAAGCCUAAAGUUACGAAGGCCGCAGAGUCCACGAAAGGUUUCAGCCGUAUCAAGAACAUUCUACGCAGCAACUCGUCAAAACAGAGCCCCGAUACCACACAACAAGAGAAGAAAUCAAAGGAAGGAGGCACUUCCCUAGGUGAAUCAACAACAAAAACCUCGUUGGAUACAGCCAUAGCGAUGGAAUCGUUUGUCGUAAAAGUCGCAGAAGCUUUGCCAGUCGCCAAAGAAAGAGCAACCACCCUAAAUGACACAACAUUUCCUAUUGAACCUUGUGUCGGAACAUUUGAAGCUAGUCGGCAUCUCAGCGAGAUCAUGAAGACACUAAACUUGUCAGUUGAAGAUGUUAGCUCCUCAGUGGACAACAAUCCGGAUGAGUUCACACUGUUCAAGAUGUGGAAAGAUAAAACACGUUUUUCUGCCGUCAGUGAACGAGCAUCAGUUAUAAAAUGUCUGCAGGACUCGGGGAAAUGUGAACUGGCGAGAUCAGUAAUCGAAGGCAAAUUCGUACCAGAAGAGGUCAACCUCUCAUUCGUCAAACACAUUGCCAAGAAGGCGAAAGCCAACAACCAGUUGAAAGAGAUAGCUGAGGCGUUUGGUAUUGAGAAAGGCUUUGAAGAAAGUCAAGGUUCGGAUGAUGCUAUUAGUGAGACCAUUUGGAACAGACUUCGAUCCACCAAAAUGUGGAAAGUGGUAAAAGAUGGUAAAAGUCAGAUGGUACAAAGCCAAGCUCUUAUUGUCAAUCAAGCCGACGAACUUGUAGAAUAUGGAUUUCUGGACUUUGCUCGGGAACUUCUAAUCAUAUACCAGCAUAAAAAAAAAAUUAAUGCAAAAUGAGAUUCUUUAUUUAUUCAUCAGUCCUAAAUCCAGAAUGGCCGCUGUGGCCACCAGAGACGACAAGGACAAUUAAAGUACUUGAUAAGCCUUGUCAUCGGGAAAAGUUUUGAAUUCUGGAAAGAACAAUGUAGACGGUGGUGUUCCCCCGACUUUUACAAUUGUUUAGAAACAAAAUGCACGCCUUACACAUGUAGGCCUACACAAAAUAUAUGCAUAACAUAAAGAUGUUUAACAUACGGUUUCGUAUAAAAAGGACAGAAUUGAACGCAAAAUUAGUAAUGGAUCUUUGAUUUACAUCACCUGGGGCCCGUUGCAUAAAACUUUUGACAUAAUUUUUUUUUUUUUUGCCAGAGUUUUUUUUUAUAGCAAAAGUUUUAUCCAAAGGGCUCCUGAUAGAGCAAUAUAAAGGUAUUAAGUUAUUUUUCUGAAAAAGGGGACUAUUCAAUGGAAACGAUUGAUUAUACGCAUAGUAGGCAACUCACUUUAAAUUGGUUUAAAAAAAAGAUUCAUUACACAUAUGGUUACUCAUUUUAGAAUUGCUAUAGUCUGACAUUGAUGGCAUUCAUAGUAAUGGGGAAUUUUCCUUUAUGUUUCAUUUUAUUUUUAUGAUUCAAUGGUCUGGAUUGUUUAAUCAUUUGAUAUUUCUGUAUCUCUUCGUAAAAAAAAAUAAACAAGGGCUCUCUUUGUGGUUUGUAUUUUAGUGCAGUUUAAGUAAGUAUUCAUUAUACCAUUAAAAAUGAGCCUGUACAAAGACAAGUAUAAAUAUAUAUUAAUGGAUAUUUGCAACAAAUAUUAGCAUAAAGUGUUGACGCUACGUAUGUAGUUUGCCAUUGCACUUGGAUUUUGAUUCAUGAUAUUUGAAGACGUACUGUUGUAAUCAUUUGUUUACAGUUCCCAUAAUGCUUGUAAUGAUGUGAAAUUGGCAAUGGAUUUAUUGAAUGCAAAUAGAACCUAGUAGUUUGCCAUUGCACUUGGAUUUUGAUUCAUGAUAUUUGAAGACGUUCAGUUGUAAUUAUUUGUUUACAGUUCCCAUAAUGCUUGUAAUGAUGUGAAAUUGGCAAUGGAUUUAUUUAAUAUAAAUAGAACAUUGUACGAAUAAUGUCAUAUACACUUUGAUCUCUUACACAUCUUAUUCUUAUGAAAAAAUGUUAUUUUCAUAUCGCAGUCAGUCUUGUAUAUUCUUUACCGGAAAUAUGAAAUAAUAAAAUCUGAAAUCUUCAAGUGAAUAGUAUAAUUAUCUGAAAUAAUGUAAACUUCUUUGUAUGUUUUAAGAUAAUUGAGUAAAAAGAUUGAAAUUCACGUAAGAAAGAUUUACGGGUAUCAUAAUAAGUGAGGAAAAAGAUAUUCCAAUGGGUAUAUUUCAUGUUUAUUGACUUGUUAUCAAGAGUAAUUUCAAACUUCAUAUUUUCAGAGAGGGAUUUCUUAAAGGAAGAUAAAUAUUUCCCAUUUAUUAUAAUAUUUUAUUAAUAUGUGUAUAUCCCUAUUAAUUUUCCCCUUUUUUGAAGUAUAAUGCUAUUUGCUAUCGUCAUAUAUUUCAAACUGAAAGAUGUUAUUUGGUUCGGAUGCUUUCCUUCAAACGUUACUAAAAGAUAUCUCAAAGUAAUAUAAAUAGCAGGGCCCACAAAGAGGACAGUUUUCGGAACUGAUGUGACUACUCUGGGUAAAUAUAUCGUUAUCAUUAUUAUCAUUAUUAAUUAGUCUGUAAUUUGAUGUAUUACCAAUUUAAACUUUUUAUGUAAUCACAGUAAUCAAGCAAUUGUAUUUCCCCUUUGUUUUUCAUACAUCAUGUAAAUAUUAUACAUCUAGUUUUGUAGUAUCAUGGUCAAUAAAAAAGAUUUGUUUU
This is a messenger RNA of Lytechinus pictus (painted urchin), 4684 nucleotides long. RefSeq lists its product as uncharacterized. Bases 34 to 2841 code for a protein of 935 amino acids. Lineage: Eukaryota; Metazoa; Echinodermata; Echinoidea; Temnopleuroida; Toxopneustidae. The transcript has 10 exons. The record is from RefSeq and is a predicted model, not a curated record.